Messenger RNA from Caenorhabditis remanei, 1743 nucleotides. RefSeq lists its product as uncharacterized. The transcript is spliced from 5 exons. Gene Ontology annotation, cellular component: 90S preribosome. Lineage: Eukaryota; Metazoa; Nematoda; Chromadorea; Rhabditida; Rhabditidae. Gene Ontology annotation, biological process: maturation of SSU-rRNA. Bases 1 to 1743 code for a protein of 580 amino acids. Gene Ontology annotation, molecular function: RNA helicase activity; nucleic acid binding; ATP binding. The record is from RefSeq and is a predicted model, not a curated record.
AUGUCCCUGGCGUUCAGAACACUCUCAUUUGGAAUUAAAAAGGCCCCGCCGAAGAAAAAAGACGCUGAUCAUUCGAAGAAAGAGCUAUCAACAAUCACAGCUGAAUCAUUGAAAAGAUAUGAUGAGCUCCGCGAGAAAAUGAUUGGAAAAGUUGAGACGAAAAAAGGGAAGAAGGUUAAGAAAGCAGUGAAGAAAGAUUGGAGACUCGAGAAUUCAUCCAUUCGACUUUUAUCAUCGAGAAAGCGAGAUCAUGAAUCAGAUGAGGAUUCAGAUGAGGAAGCAGAGGAAUCUGUUGAUGAAGUGGAGAAAAAGAUGCAGAAAUUGCUUGACGACAUCCGUCGUGCCAACAGAAUCUUCACUUGGGGAGACAACCUUCCAAAUAUUAUUCUUCGAUUCACUGAUUCUAACAUCUCAAGUUCUCUUUUGAGCCGUCUCACUGGUCAAUCCAUCCGUCAGCCAUCUCCAAUUCAGAUGCAAUCGAUUCCAUUUAUGAUGAAAAGAAGAAAUAUUCUAGCUAGUGCUCCAACUGGAUCUGGAAAGACGCUGGCAUUCGCUCUUCCAGUUAUUGAGGAGAUUCUGGAAUUGAAGCAACGUGCUGAUUAUUCUAAAUCUUCGAAACUGCUUACGAUUGUUCUUGAGCCAACUAGAGAGCUAGCUGCACAGACCUACACUGAAUUCGUGAAGUAUUGCGCUGAAACUUCGAUUUCUGUUGCGAAUUUCAGUGGAGAGGAGACGGAUAUUCAGCAUGCAGAUAUUCUCGUUUCGACACCGAAUCGAAUUGUUUUUCAUUUGGAUAAAAUUGACACUUCUGCAUUGAGAUGGCUGAUUGUUGAUGAAUCUGAUAGACUUUUUGAAGUUAUUGAAGGACAAGAGAAGUGUUUCCGUAAUCAAUUGGGAGCGAUUUACAAGGCUUGCGAUGCGAAAUGUACUCGAGUCGCGUUCUUCAGUGCCACGUUUUCACAUGAAGUCGAGAAAUGGUGCAAAGAGAAUAUCGACAACAUCGGAAUGGUCUGCGUUGGAGAGAGAAAUUCUUCGAAUACGAGUGUAAAACAAGAACUGACUUAUUGUGGAACUGAGGACGGAAAGAAGAUUGCCAUCAGAAAUUUGCUCCGAACUUCUUUCAAACCACCAGCUCUCGUCUUCGUGCAGAGUAAAGAUCGAGCUGUUCAACUGGUCAAACUUCUCUCUGCAAUCGAUUCGAAUCUCAAAGUUGACUCAAUUAAUAGUGGAAAGAGUGACAAGGAGCGAGAUGAGACUAUGGAAAGAUUCAGAAGAGGAGAGAUCUGGGUUCUCGUUUGCACUGAAUUAUUGGGAAGAGGAUUGGAUUUAUCUGAUGUUGGAUUGGUGAUUAAUUAUGAUUUACCUACGUCGAUUGUCAGUUAUAUUCACCGAGUCGGAAGAACUGGAAGAGCUGGAAAGAGUGGACAUGCUGUGACUUAUUUCACGGAUACUGAUAUGAAGUAUAUCAAAUCUAUUGCUACAGUAAUCCGACAAUCUGGUUUUGAAGUUCCCGAAUAUUUGUUGGAAAUGAAGAAAGUUUCGAGAGAUCGAAAGAAAGAGAUGCUGAAACACGCUCCGAAACGUCACAGGAUUGCGAUGGUGAAGGAGCAAGUUAUCAAGAGAAAGAAGAUGUUGGCGAAGGCUGCGGCUGAUAAGAAGAAGGAAGAGACUGCGGAGAAGCCGAGAACGGAGAAAAUCAAAACCAAGAAGAAGAACGGGCUUAUCAAAAAGAAGAAAUUGUAG